UUUGAACUGGGAGUUGGCAGAGUCUCCUGCAGGCAUCGCAUCAGUCUCAGUGGGGGGAAGAAAAGGCUCCACCAGUUUCUGCAGACUUGUCUUGCGAAGUGAUUUAAAGAUGCAGAGCUGCGCCAAGUCCUGGGGGAUCUUCUUAGCCAAGUCGGUGAAUCCCAGCGCACCGUGUAGGCAUCUGAGUGACAAGAGCCGCGUGGUUUGGAAACUUCGGUGCAGGAUCCCAAACAGCAGGGCAUGCCUACCAACAGCAGCCCGGGGUCUGAGGACCUCUGCGGCGGUCUCCUCCAGACAGAUAGAGAGACUCUUACCCAGACAUGAUGACUUUGCAGAGAGGCAUAUUGGUCCAGGUGAGAGGGAGAAGAGAGACAUGCUGGAUGCUCUGGGACUCGAGUCGAUCACCCAGUUGAUCGAAAACACAGUUCCAUCCUCCAUCCGUAUCAAGCGGACUAUGAAAAUGGAUGAUCCAAUCUGUGAGAAUGAGGUUCUGGACACUCUACAGAAGAUUGCUUCACAGAACAAAGUAUGGAGGUCCUACAUCGGAAUGGGAUACUACAGCUGCUCCGUACCGCCACCCAUCCAGCGUAAUCUCCUGGAAAAUUCAGGCUGGGUCACUCAGUACACACCGUACCAACCAGAGGUUGCUCAAGGUCGCCUUGAGUCACUCCUCAACUACCAGACCAUGAUCUGUGACAUCACUGGCAUGCCUGUGGCCAACGCAUCCCUGCUGGACGAGGGAACGGCUGCAGCUGAGGCAAUGCAGCUGUGCCACAGACAGAACAAAAGAAGAACCUUCUACAUUGACCCACGCUGCCAUCCACAGACCAUUGCAGUGGUGCAGACCAGAGCCAACUACAUCGGGGUGAAAACCAUCCUGAAGCUGCCUCAUGAAAUGGACUUCACUGGGAAGGAUGUGAGCGGUGUGCUCUUCCAGUAUCCAGACACUGAUGGCAGGGUGGAAGACUUCACAGCCCUUGUGGACCGGGCGCACAAGGGAGGGGCUCUGGCAUGCUGCGCUACAGAUCUGUUGGCCCUUUGCGUCCUGCGUCCCCCCGGUGAGUUUGGUGUUGAUAUCGCACUGGGAAGCGCCCAGAGGUUUGGAGUUCCUCUCUGCUACGGUGGUCCCCACGCUGCCUUCUUUGCUGUUAAAGACAGCCUGAUCCGGAUGAUGCCCGGCAGAAUGGUUGGAGUCACUAGAGAUGCGGCUGGUAAAGAGGUGUACCGACUUGCCUUGCAGACCAGAGAGCAGCACAUUCGCAGAGACAAAGCAACCAGCAACAUCUGCACUGCACAGGCUCUGCUGGCCAACAUGGCUGCCAUGUACGCAGUGUAUCACGGUCCUCAGGGACUCAAACACAUUGCAGAGAGGACACACAACGCUGCUCUGAUCCUUUCUGAAGGUCUUAAGAGAGCAGGACACCGGCUGCAUAGCGAAACGUUCUUCGACACUCUAAAGAUUAACUGCAGUGUUGCAGCCAAAGACAUCUUUGAGAGAGCCGCGCAGAGGGAGAUAAACCUGAGAGUCUACACUGACGGAGUGCUGGGUGUCUCCCUGGAUGAGACGGUGACUGAGAGGGACUUGGACGACUUGCUCUGGGUCUUCGGCUGUGAAUCUUCAGCUGAGCUGAUUGCUGAGAAGAUGGGCGAGCGGGUGAAGGGGCUCUUGGGAAGUCCUUUCAAGAGAACGAGCAAGUAUCUGACGCACCAGAUCUUUAACAGUUAUCACUCUGAGACCAACAUUGUGAGAUACAUGAAGCGUCUGGAGAACAAGGACAUCUCCCUGGUGCACAGUAUGAUACCACUGGGCUCCUGCACCAUGAAACUGAACAGUUCUUCAGAGCUCAUGCCGAUCACCUGGAGGGAGUUUGCGAACAUCCACCCCUUCGUGCCUCUGGAUCAGGCUGAAGGCUACCAGAAGCUCUUCAUGCAGCUGGAAAAGGACCUCUGUGAGGUGACAGGCUAUGACAACAUCUCCUUCCAGCCAAACAGUGGUGCUCAGGGAGAAUAUGCUGGCCUGGCUGCCAUAAAAGCCUACCUGAACUCAAAGGGGGAGAGUUCAAGAAGUGUUUGUCUGAUCCCCAAGUCCGCCCACGGCACCAACCCAGCGAGUGCUCAGAUGGCUGGCAUGAAGGUUCAGGUGGUGGAGGUGGACAAAGACGGCAACAUCGACAUGGCACACCUCAAAGCUCUGGUUGAUAAACACAAGGCGAGUCUGGCCGCCAUGAUGAUCACAUACCCUUCCACCUUUGGUGUGUUUGAGGAGAAGAUCAGCGACGUAUGUGAUCUUAUUCACCAGAACGGAGGGCAGGUGUACCUGGAUGGUGCCAACAUGAACGCCCAGGUGGGCCUGUGUCGUCCUGGAGACUAUGGCUCCGACGUGUCCCAUCUUAACCUACACAAGACCUUCUGCAUCCCUCAUGGUGGAGGAGGACCUGGCAUGGGCCCAAUAGGAGUGAAGGCCCAUCUCGCCCCCUUCCUUCCGAGCCACCCUGUGGUUCCCAUGUAUGCAGUCAACAAUGAAAGCUCGCUGGGCACCAUCAGCGCCGCCCCCUGGGGCUCCAGCGCCAUCCUGCCAAUCUCCUGGGCAUACAUCAAGAUGAUGGGAUCCAAAGGACUGGUUCACGCUACAGAAGUGGCCAUCCUCAACGCCAACUACAUGGCUAAGAGGCUGGAAGACCACUAUAAGGUCCUCUUCAGAGGCAGCAAAGGUUUUGUAGCCCACGAGUUCAUUCUAGAUGUGAGGCCAUUCAAGAAGACGGCCAACAUUGAAGCUGUUGAUGUGGCCAAAAGGCUGCAAGAUUAUGGUUUCCAUGCGCCCACCAUGUCAUGGCCGGUGGCUGGGACCCUGAUGAUCGAGCCCACGGAGUCAGAGGACAAGGCUGAGAUGGACCGGUUCUGCGAUGCGCUGCUUGGUAUCCGACAGGAGAUCGCUGACAUCGAGGAGGGAAGGAUGGACUCCCGCAUCAACCCGCUCAAGAUGGCCCCUCACUCUCUGGCAUGCAUUUCCUCCUCCAACUGGGACAGACCCUACUCCAGAGAGCACGCUGCUUUCCCCUUGCCGUUCAUUAGGCCUGAGACCAAAUUCUGGCCGAGCAUCUCCAGGAUUGAUGACAUCUACGGCGACCAGCACCUUGUGUGCACCUGCCCCCCCAUGGAGGCCUACGAGUCUCCGUACGAGGAGAAGAGAGCCUCCUCAUAGACGCUCCCUGGCCUCCGUUCCCAACGUCUGGCCAGAGCUCUCAAACCUCACAGACUUUAACACUGAGAGACAAGGAAGUUCUAACAGCUCAAAACAUCACUGUGGUGAAAUCACGUUGGCUGGAUCAGGAACACUCCUGUUGCCAAUGAUGCCUUUUUUUAAUCAGAUCUUGUGACUUUUGUUCACAAAAUGAUUGAGCUGUACAUUAAUAUAGUAUGUUUCAGGAAAUCAUGCAAAAACAAAUCAAAACUGUCAGGCUCUUAAUGGGACAAAUAACUGGACGGUGCUGCUAUUGCUUGCUUCAGGAUCUGUCAAAGUUUGUAAAUUAGAAAUGUCAGUAUUAGCCUGGUCAUCUCUUUACAUUACUGCCCUAUUAAUUGAGGGCAAUUGUAGAAACCAGAAUAAAAAGUGUCUCAAAAGUCUGGAAGACCGCUCGAUAGCCCUCGUGGAUUUCAAAAUGAAAAAGCAUACUGCUUAUUAUGAAUAAGUGUUAAAGUCUGUGAGGAAGACAUUGGGAUCUGGCUUCUUCUCUGAUCGCAACCCUUUUACAGGGGUCACAGGGUUCUCCCCUACUCAAACUCUUCCAAUGGACCAAAUGUGCAACUUACGCUUUUCUGAGUCGCAAAAUAUGUGCACCCUUGGACACCAAGUCGCUCUGUAACACACUUCUGAAUUACUGUAUUGUAAGUUAAGUACAGGUAAUUUAUAGACUCCUAUAUAUUCUAGAAUAUAUAUAUAUAAGAAAUGCCCUUGGUGCCUCAAUUCUGUUUUGUAAAAUAGCUGCCUUUACUUUCCCUUUUUUCAAAUACUAUGGUAAAACAUAAGUGGUAGUUUAUUGUAGUCUUUUGUUAAUAUGCAUCUGUUGUAUGAAAAAUGUUUUAAUGUGUAUUGUGAUAUUUGUUGACCAAGUAGCUGGGUAAUGGUAAUAUUAAAUUGAGUAUUUUCUAAUCUAAAAUGUUUUGUCUGUAGAAAAAAAACAAACAUGUAAUAAACAUUUGUCUUUAA
Molecule: messenger RNA, 4207 nt
Organism: Eleginops maclovinus (Patagonian blennie)
Lineage: Eukaryota; Metazoa; Chordata; Actinopteri; Perciformes; Eleginopidae
Gene: gldc
Product: glycine dehydrogenase (decarboxylating)
Biological process (GO): glycine decarboxylation via glycine cleavage system
Cellular component (GO): glycine cleavage complex; mitochondrion
Molecular function (GO): glycine binding; pyridoxal phosphate binding; glycine dehydrogenase (decarboxylating) activity
Source: RefSeq, a predicted model, not a curated record